Messenger RNA from Oryzias latipes (Japanese medaka), 2047 nucleotides. Its product is annotated as tripartite motif-containing protein 16. The record is from RefSeq and is a predicted model, not a curated record. Lineage: Eukaryota; Metazoa; Chordata; Actinopteri; Beloniformes; Adrianichthyidae. Gene Ontology annotation, molecular function: protein binding; zinc ion binding.
AUCAGAGUCAAACUGAUUUCUGAGGAAGUGAAACUCUCACAGUCUUUGUGUCUGAGAGGAGAAAUGGCGCAGAAAGGAGUUGAUCUGGAUCAAGAAACCUUCUGCUGUUCCAUCUGUCUGGAUCUGCUGAAGGAUCCGGUGACUAUUCCCUGUGGACACAGCUACUGCAUGAAGUGUAUUCAAGGACUCUGGGAUGCAGAGGAGAAAAUCCCCAGCUGUCCUCAGUGCAGGAAGACCUUCAUACCGAGGCCUGUUCUGGUGAAAAACACCAUGUUAGCAGCUUUAGUGGAUCAGCUGAAGAAGACUGGACUCCAAGCUGAUCCUGCUGAUCUCUGCUAUGCUGGACCUGAAGAUGUGGUCUGUGAUGUCUGCACUGGAAGAAAACUGAAAGCCAUCAAGUCCUGUUUGAUCUGUCUGGCCUCUUACUGUAAGAAACACCUUCAGCCUCAUUUGGAUGCAGCUGCAUUCAAGAAACACAAGCUGGUGGAACCCUCCAAGAACCUGCAGGAGAACAUCUGCUCCCGUCAUGAUGAGGUGAUGAAGAUGUUCUGUCGCACUGAUCAGAAAUGUAUCUGUUAUCUCUGCUCUGUGGAUGAACAUAGAGGCCACGACACAGUCUCAGCUGCAGCAGAAAGGACUGAGAGGCAAAGAGAGCUGGAGGAGAGUCAACAACAAAUCCAGCAGAGAAUCCAGGACAGAGAGAAGGAGGUGAAGCUGCUUCAACAGGAGGUGGAGGCCAUCAAUCACUCUGCUGAUCAAACAGUGAAGGACAGUGAGAAGAUCUUCACUGAGGUGAUCCGUCUCAUCCAGAAAAGAAGCUGUGAUGUGAAGCAGCAGAUCAGAUCCCAGCAGCAAACUGAAGUGAGUCGAGUCAAAGAUCUUCAGGAGGAGCUGGAGCAGAAGAUCACUGAGCUGAAGAGGAGAGACGCUGAGCUGAAGCAGCUCUCACUCACAGAGGAUCACAGCCAGUUUCUGCUAAACUACCCCUCACUGCCACCACUCAGUGAGUCCACACACUCAUCCAGCAUCAAUGUCCGUCCUCUGAGAUACUUUGAGGAUGUGACACCAGCUGUGUCAGAGCUCAGAGACAAACUGCAGGACAUUCUGAGAGAGAAACCCAGAAACAUCUCACUGACAGUCACUCAUGUGGAUGUUUUACUGUCAGAACCAGAACCAAAGAGCAGAGCUGACUUUUUCAAAUAUUCACGUCACAUCACACUGGAUGCAAACACAGCACACAGACAACUGUUACUGUCAGAGGAGAACAGAAAGGUGACAGUGAUGGAAAAACCUCAGUCUGAUUCUGAUCAUCCAGACAGAUUCACUGAGUGGUUUCAGGUUCUGAGUAGAGAGAGUCUGACUGGACGUUGUUACUGGGAGGUGGAGUGGAGAGGGGACUAUGUUGAUGUAGCAGUCACAUACAAGAACAUCAGCAAAUCUGGAGAUGAAAGUUUAUUUGGUUACAACGACAAAUCUUGGUCAUUAGUUUCUUCUCCAAACGUGAUUGUCCACUACAGAAUAAAAACCUCCAUCUCAGCUCCUGUUUCCUCCAGAGUAGGAGUGUACCUGGAUCACAGAGCAGGUGUUCUGUCCUUCUACAGCGUCUCUGAAAGCAUGACUCUCCUCCACAGAGUCCAGACCACAUUCACUCAGCCGCUCCAUGCUGGACUGAGGUUGGGUUAUUUUGGAGCCACAGCAGAGUUCCGUGAACUUAAAUAGUUUUCUGAAAGAAGUUUAAUGUUUGUUUUUAGUGUUUUCUCUGCUUUGGGUCAUUAGAACUAAAUAUUUUAACUGUUAAUAUUCUGUGGAGUAAUGUUUGUAGUCAGAAAUAAAUGUAAUAAAUGAAAAAUCUCAACAAGAGUGGAUUUGAGACAUUUUUGAACAUGAAUCUCAAACUUUUUGGAGUAAAAUCUGUUUUCUUGUUUCUUUGAAAUGGAAAUUUACUGUAUGAAUUCAAAUUUCACGCAAAUGUUUUGUUCAUGUUUUUGUAUUGUUUUCAGUCACGAAGACUUUUGAUUAAAGAUGUGUUUUCAUUCCUUUAUUUUAA